AUGGACUCCAGCAGCUCGACGUCCAUUGAGAAGCGGGAUGACCUCAGGGCCACCGUCGCUACCUCUGAGGUCGACGUCGCUGCCCGACUGACUGCCGGGAAAGAUAUCACGGUGGAUCCCAAGGAGGCUGCGAGGAUCAGACGGAAAAUCGACUGGUGUUUAAUGCCUCUCAUGUGCAUCAUGUACAUGAUGCAAUUCGCUGAUAAGACCACCCUCGGUCAGUCCGCAGUUCUCGGCCUGCUCUCGGGCGACCGGCUCACUACGAACCAGUUCAACUGGUUGCAGACGAUCUUCUACCUUUUCUUCCUCGUCUUUGAGUUCCCCCAAAACUAUGCGCUACAGCGUCUCCCCGUUGGGAAAUGGGUUAGCAUCAACAUCACCAUUUGGGCUAUUGCGCUGCUUUGUUCCGCCGCAGCGAAGAACUUUGGCGGGCUCUUUGCAUGCAGGGCAUUCCUUGGUAUCUGCGAGGGGGCAGUCACUCCGGGAUUUAUGAUCGUGACGUCCAUGUUCUACACGCGCCGGGAACAGACACAGAGAGUUGGAUAUUGGUUCUUGAUGAAUGGUGCGGCAAUUGUCUUGCUUGGGCUGGUGGCGUAUGGCACUCUGCAUAUCAAGUCCAGUGUUCUAUUGCCCUGGCAAUGGUUGAUGCUUAUCUUUGGUAUCAUCACCUUCGUAGUUGGUAUCCUCUUUUGGUUUUUGUUCCCUGACUCUCCAACGACGGCAUGGUUCCUGACCCCGGAAGAGCGUAUUAUCGCCGUCGAGCGCAUCAAGGUUAACCAGGCCGGUGUCGAGAACAAGCACUUCAAGAUGGAGCAGGCGAUCGAGUGCUUCAAGGACCCGAAGACUUGGCUGUUCUUCUUCUUUGCCGCCAUCUCGAACGUCACGAACUCGCUCAGCACCCAGCGCCAGAUCAUAGUGGCCGGCUUCGGCUUCACGGACAUCCAGACGACUCUCCUAGGCUGCGUCGACGGUGUCGUCGAGAUCAUCGUGAUCUAUUGCACGGUCACCUCCGCGACGUACUGGAAGGACGGGCGAGCGUACUCGGGUGCGCUCGCGUACUGCGUCGCGAUCCUAGGCGCGAUCCUCGUCAACGCGCUCCCGUCCCACCUCAGGGUCGGCCUGCUGUUCUCGUACUGGAUCUCGAUCACGUCCAUCGCGCCCUUCGUCGUCAUGCUUGCAUGGGUGGGCUCUACGUGCGCAGGGCACACAAAACGUGUGACGACCAACGCCGUCGUAAUGGUCGGCUAUGCCGUCGGGAACUCCGCCGGCCCGCAGUAUUGGAAACAGCAGUACCAGCCGCGUGACCACGUGCCGUGGACGAUCAUGACGGUGUGCUGGUUCGUCUCGGGGCUGCUCCUGCUGGUGACGCGGUGGCACCUCGCCCGCGAGAACGCGCGGCGCGAGGCCGAGAGCCACGACUCGACGUACGAUGACAUGUAUGUCGUCACAGAGGUCGACGGCGGGCAGAAGGAGACGAAGGUCGAUAAGGCCUUCCUCGAUCUUACGGAUAUCCAGAACCGCGACUUCAGAUACCCCCUGUAG
Molecule: messenger RNA, 1542 nt
Organism: Sparassis crispa
Lineage: Eukaryota; Fungi; Basidiomycota; Agaricomycetes; Polyporales; Sparassidaceae
Exons: 17
Coding region: 1-1542 (513 amino acids)
Biological process (GO): transmembrane transport
Cellular component (GO): membrane
Molecular function (GO): transmembrane transporter activity
Source: RefSeq, a predicted model, not a curated record